This is a messenger RNA of Solea senegalensis (Senegalese sole), 2960 nucleotides long. RefSeq lists its product as uncharacterized. Bases 21 to 2960 code for a protein of 979 amino acids. The transcript is spliced from 12 exons. The record is from RefSeq and is a predicted model, not a curated record. NCBI's taxonomy places the organism in Eukaryota, Metazoa, Chordata, Actinopteri, Pleuronectiformes, Soleidae.
GAGAAAGUGCUGCUUUGUGAAUGAGAGGAGCGGCGGAGGACACAAAACUAAACUUUACUCGCAUUAUUCCACACGGGUGGAGGUGUUUUUUUCACGCUGAACGCGGAGGUUUCGGACGGUGCAGCGAGGAGCGCAGCGGACAUUACAGAGCUUCAGAGAAUCUGUUGGAAACCAUGUGGCUAACGUUAGCCUGCGCCGCCUGUCUCUGCCUGUUGGUGGCAGUCAGCGGCGAGCCCUGCCUCAUCAUCAGCGAGGUCAACGCCGACAACCCGCGCCUGGACACCACCGAGUUUGUGGAGCUGUAUCACACCAGCGGACAGCGCGCCUCGCUGGACGGCUACACCCUCGUCUUCUACAACGGGAACGGAAAUGUCGCCUACAAGGUGCUGGACCUCAAAGGCCACAGCACAGACGACCGAGGGUUUUUCCUGGUGGGCUCCGUGGACAUGCUGCCCAAACCCGCCAUCCUCCUGCCCCCGAACACGGUGCAGAACGGCCCGGACGCCAUCGUCCUCUACCACACGUCUGCUGCCCGCUACAGCGAGAAGAUGAACGUCACCUCUGCGGGAAUGGUCGACGCCAUCGUGUACAUGACUCGCCGCACCGGGGGCGCGGAGUUCCUCGCCGAAACCCUGACGCCCGGAGAACCCGCCUUCGUUGAAGACGAGACGGCACUGGAGGGGGACGAGUCCAUCGAGAGAUGCCUGCUGUCCGAGGAUCGCUGGGGCUUCCAGGUGUCCUCGCCGUCCCCCGGUCAGCGCAACAACUGCACGCCACCCGCUGCCCCGGCAACCAGCCCUGUCAUCACUGAGCUGAAGCUGGGAGGAGGACAGGUGGACGGGUUUGUGGAGCUGACGGACGCUCCUGCCGCUGUUCCUCUGGUGCUGGUGGUGCUGGACGGGAAAACGGACCGGGUCAGCGUGAGCGUGGACGUGAAGGUGGAGACAUCCUGGAACUCUUUGAUCUCCGUGACCAUCGAGAAGAAGUACAUGAAAGGUGAUGAGUCCGGCGCAGUGGCCAUUUACAGCGGCAGAGCUUCAGACUUCCCCGUGGGCAGCCCCCUCAGCCAGUUACAGCCUCUGGAUGCGUUUGUGUUUGCUGGACCUGGAGACAAGCCCAGUGCCAACCUCACGGAGACGCUCAUCCCGGGCAGGCAGCCGUACCAACUCAGCAACAGUUUGAGAGAAGGAGGUUUCUAUCUGAGUCGCUGUGGCGUUGCCUCCUGGUCCAGAGAUCCUGGCGUCUUCUGGGAGGCUCCACAAACCCCUGGACUGCCCAACCAGUGUCCCUGGCCAAAGAUCUGCCCUCACAGUAGUGUGAUCCCAGGAGGCUCAGACUCACUGCCUCACCUCCCUCCGUGGGGGAACAGUGACUUCCUGAUCAACGAGCUAAACACGGACACACCAGGUGCUGCCGAGGACGGCGAGUACAUCGAGCUCUGGCACCCGUCAGGGCGCCGGGUGUCCCUGCAGGGGAUCUGGAUCCUGCUGUUCAGCGUGCACAACAACAAACCGUACAGGGAGAUCAGCCUGAGUGGACACUUCACCACCUCUAAGGGCUACUUCCUGUUGGGCAGUGACCGGUUGGUGCCAGCGCCGUCGCUUCGCCUGCCUCCCAACACCAUCCAGAAUGGGCCGGACGCCGUGGCUCUGUACCGCAGCCCUUUUGGCCCGCCGUCGGCUGCACAGAGGGGGAUUCCCACUAAAGGCCUGCUGGAUGCAGUGGUGUACCGGCAGAGGGGGUCAGACAAAAAGGCGCAGGAGUUGAGCAAAGCUCUGACCCCGGGACAGCUGCCUCUGUUGGAGGAUCCGGAAGUUCUGCCCGGGGAUGAGUCUCUGAGCCGCUGCAGAGGCCUUUACCCGUACGACCUGUCUGCUUUUUCAGUGGCUCCGCCCACGCCCCUGAGAGAGAACAGCUGUCCUCGUCCGCCGCCUGCCCCCGAGGGCGUGGUCAUCAGCGAGGUGGCCAGCGGCCACUGGACCAAUCACAGCCUGCAGAGGGCGUUUGUGGAGCUGCACGGGCCUCCAAUGACGGACCUGCGAGGCCUGGUGCUGUCCGUGUUUGACCAGGAGCGCAGUGGCACCGUCAUCGCCCUGCCGCUGACCGGAUCUAUCGAUCAGGAUGGAGUUUACAUCGUUGGCAAUGUCACUGGAGCAGAUCAGAUUUUCCCAGAGGGCUCCACGGUGCCGGCGCGGGGAGCGGUCGUCCUGUGCUACGACCUGUUCAGCGUCUGCAGAGCCGGCACCGCUCUCACCAACUCCAGCCUCAGAGACGUGCUGGUGUUCAGUGAAAGCCAGCAGCUGCUCUCCUCUCUGUCCACCACCAGAGGGAGACAAGUGAUCCCAGCUGUCAGGUCGGUGGAAGACGGCGCCGUCUCGCUCAGUCGCUGUUCGUGCUGUGAAGUGAGAAGCCCCUCCUCCUGGACAAGCUCCUCCCCCACGCCUCACAGCACCAACCUCUGCCCGAGCCCGGCCUUUUCGAGUCAAAUUGACCUUUGCCUCGGCCCGCUGUCCACGGACUGGCAGGAGCAGUCGGGAGACUGCAGCGGCGCUCUGAUCCAGGGAAGGAGAGUUGCUGAUGUGGCCGACUACCUGGAGAGGAGGUGUCACUGUGGCAUCUCUGCGCUGUAUCUCCAAGGAGCCAACUUUUCAUGUGUGUCCGGGUGGCUGCGAGUGUGGGGGAACAUCCACGCGCUGUCCGACCAUCAGAAGGCCCUGAUCAUCCAGACGUCGCACACGAACCCUUCAUUGACUCAGGGAGACCUCUGCUCUGCUCCCACCACGGAUCGAUACACCAGCACAGCCUCGACCCUGGGUUUACAGAUAGGCCUGAUAAUCGCCGUGCUGCUGCUGCUCGGACUCGGAGCUGCUCUCUUCACAUAUUUCUACAGGAGGAGGCGUCCUCUGGACUAUUACACCAUGGAGCUGAGUGAGCAUGCGGAGGGUCUGUCCGAUCUAUAA